Molecule: messenger RNA, 1323 nt
Organism: Cantharellus anzutake
Lineage: Eukaryota; Fungi; Basidiomycota; Agaricomycetes; Cantharellales; Hydnaceae
Exons: 4
Coding region: 1-1323 (440 amino acids)
Source: RefSeq, a predicted model, not a curated record
AUGCCCCAGACCAAAACUGAAGAAACCAUGUUGCAACACACGCGUCCCAUAGCCCAACGCGUGUUUGACAGUUUCGUUUGGACUUCUCGUGUGAGAUACAGGCUGACAACCGAAGAGAUGAACUGGUUUCAUCAGUCAGUGAGCGACAGGUUUGUCGAGGACUUCAGUGUUCCCUAUCAAGUUCACAACUGGAAGCCUGAUUGGGGGCGAAUUGAUCUAAAAACCAUCGAGGAGCACAUAUCAACCCAUAUAUUUACCACGGAAAUGAGUUAUAUGGUACAGCGCCGCCUUGCUGUCCCCCUGACAGGGUUAAGGGAAAGGCUUGAUGAGGUUCACCCAUUUACAGAUGUCUUGGACCGCUUGGGGCAGCCAAGCAUCAUGUUGAUCAAUUAUGGUGGUCAAACAUUACCUAUCAUGUUACUUGCCUCGAAAAGCAUUGAAGACAAUGAAGGGUGGGGAGCACUGCGCAGCGAAAUAUUAGACAAGAUACCAAAAGCAAACGAAGGCGCAGCCACACCAGUAACCCCAGUUCCAGCAGCUCCGAGCAGCACACCAACCGCGGAGCGCAUGCAGCCACAACCACGCCGGGGCGAACCACCCCCCCACCCCACAGAACACCACCCUGAGGGCCCCAUCCCCCCCCAGUGGAGACUGCCCGACCCUUUGACAGUGUCUCUGCCUCGAAAUACAAGAUCCACUGCCCCCCGUCCGUUGAGUAUCCGGCAGCACGGGUUGGGUACCGCAGGGCGUUCCCCAUUGCUCGAUGCAGUCAAUGCUGGUAUCGGUGUUGACAUCAUUACUCCAGCACAUGCACCUGUGACCCCUGCCAAAACUACCCCUGCCACACCAUCUGCCACACCGUCCGCCACUUCGUUUGACCUAACGGAAUUCAACACUCCUACUGCAACCCAAAGUGGAUCAAGCAUUUGCACCGACUUCCCUGGGACUACCACCGCUCCUGGAUCCAUGCAAUCAGUUUCGAACAUCUCACUGCCAGACAGACGCACCGAUCUAGCACCAACCCAACAUCACCUUCCUCUGACUCAAGCAAAUGUGCAGCAAUUGUCAUCAUCUCAGUUGAGCAGUUUGACUAGUACUCAUAGCAUGAUGGCUGCAACAGAGGUAGGAAGUCAGUCACUCUUUGAGUCAUAUGUGAAUGUACAUACAACUCUGUGGCCGGAGGACAUCGAGAUCAUCACGCUUAAGUCACAACUGGGAUUCACCAACAUUACCAACUUCUGCAACAUGUUGAUGACGGAGUUUGACUGUGGGUAUGAAGAAGCUUCCUUCCUUGCCGAACUGGCAGCUGCAGGGCAUGAUUGA